AUGUACUCUUCCUCAGCCGGUUUUCAUGUGAAGGAGGGCGACAGCUUAGAUUUCUGCUCAGAGUACUACACCUUCACAUUGAGAUGGCACAUAAAUGGCAAAGUUGCUGACUUGAAAGAUGUAAGUCAUGAACGAGAACCGUACGUGCACUUAACGUAUGACAGAAUGAGGAAAUUUUAAUUAAUAUUGACCUCCUUUCAACAGGUCAGUUGUUACAGAAAUGGCGUUCAAUUUUGCAGUGGAUUGAGUUCUGCUGAUACUAGAGACAAGAAUAAUUGUGGUAAGUACCCCACGGUUAUUUUCUUCUGGUAAAAAAGUAUUUGGCCCUCAUUAGUCCAUUUUCAUAAAACAUUUAGUUUUCUAUUAUUUUAGGCGGUUACGCGCAUCAAAAUAACAUUGCAUUUUCGAAAAUAUUUUAGGUUUUUCUAAAACAAACGGCGGACUAUGCAUAGGAUACAGCUUUUUCAAACCAUCAACACGUUUCGGAUACUACUAUUGUUACCUGGACAAAGGAAUGACCAAAGCCCUGACUUAUAUCGUUGACUGGAAAAGUUCGUUUAUAAGUGUUUUCCUAAACUACUGAUCAGUGAAACUUAUUGUUAUUUCACAGUAAUUUGGUAAGCAGUACAUGUAUGACGACCUCAGUUAAUACAAGUCCUUCUGCGAUUACUGAUGAAGUCUAAAGACUUACCAAUUUUAGCCUGAAUUUAGCCUGAAAAUUUUGUUAAAUAUAUUGAACACAAUUCCCAUUAUAGAUGCUACAAAAACGAGGGAUACAUCAGUUAUCGUGACGGAGUCGGGCAUGCAUCGGGACAUUCCAAUGCCUUCGACCUCCAGCGCACCAAUAAUACUAGGCAAGUCAGUGAUAGUGCCUACUUAAUCAUCGCACUUAUCCAUGGGCUUAAAUGUAUGCUGAAUAUGUAGAAAAGAUAUAUCAAGACACAUUUAUUAAUGAUUUCUAUGCAGGCGAUUUAAAUUUACGUGACCAUACCUGCAACAGUGCAAGAAUGUGAAAGGAGAAAGCACUGUUAUGAAUGCAAUAUAUAAUUUAUAAUAGAAAUUGUAGAAACAACUGUGGGUUUGGAUAUUGGUUUGUGUGCAAUAAAUUUAUCCAUUUUUAUUGAUGCUGUUGUCUUUAGUUGAGAUCACAAUGGUGUGGCUGUGGCCGUUUCUUGCAAGUCAUCUAUAA
Molecule: messenger RNA, 1189 nt
Organism: Spirometra erinaceieuropaei
Lineage: Eukaryota; Metazoa; Platyhelminthes; Cestoda; Diphyllobothriidea; Diphyllobothriidae
Source: the annotation of a GenBank genome assembly